This is a messenger RNA of Tarenaya hassleriana, 1860 nucleotides long. RefSeq names its product ethanolamine-phosphate cytidylyltransferase-like. Gene Ontology annotation, molecular function: ethanolamine-phosphate cytidylyltransferase activity. The coding region runs from base 289 to 1557 and encodes 422 amino acids. Gene Ontology annotation, cellular component: cytoplasm. Gene Ontology annotation, biological process: phosphatidylethanolamine biosynthetic process. The record is from RefSeq and is a predicted model, not a curated record. The transcript has 9 exons. Lineage: Eukaryota; Viridiplantae; Streptophyta; Magnoliopsida; Brassicales; Cleomaceae.
UUCGUUAUGCAUCACAGAAUAGAACACUAAUUUUCUUUUUUCACACUAUUUUGGCCGAGGCAAAGUAUAAUUUCUUUCUUUUUCCCCAAGGCUGAAUUAAGGGGCAAACCGUAAAUAUCCAAGAGGUCGAUUGCGUUCUCGGCCUCUUUGUUUUCUGAUUUUUAACGCAUUCCGAGGAAAGAGGAAAGGCGCAACAGAGAGAAGGAGAAGCCGGAUCUGGAAAUGUGAAAGAAGAAUAAGAGAAGGGAAUCAGAGAGAGACAGAGAGAGAGAGAGAGACAGAGAGAGAAUGGUGUCGGAACAGGAAAAGAUAGUUGGAAGCUGUUUGUUUGGAGCUGCGACGGCUGUCAUAGGAGCCUCGUUGCUCCAUCUCUACUGGAAAGGAGAACCGCUUCCAUUAGGAUUAGGGCUAGGUUUGGGAUUACCAUGGCGCAGGUUCAGACAGCAGCGGAAGCCUGUUCGUGUCUACAUGGAUGGUUGCUUCGACAUGAUGCACUAUGGCCAUUGCAACGCCCUCCGUCAAGCCCGUGCUCUCGGUGAUCAAUUGGUAGUCGGCGUUGUCAGCGACGAGGAAAUCAUCGCCAACAAGGGCCCUCCUGUCACGCCCCUCCACGAGAGAAUGAUAAUGGUGAAGGCUGUGAAGUGGGUCGAUGAGGUCAUCCCCGAUGCUCCUUACGCCAUCACCGAAGAUUUCAUGAAGAGAUUAUUCGUCGAGUAUCAGAUCGAUUAUAUCAUACAUGGGGACGAUCCCUGCGUUCUUCCCGAUGGAACCGAUGCGUAUGCCCUCGCUAAGAAAGCUGGUCGCUACAAGCAGAUCAAGCGCACCGAAGGCGUCUCUAGCACCGAUAUAGUUGGUCGUAUGCUUCUCUGCGUAAGAGAAAGAUCCAUUAAUGACAGUCACAAUCAUUCCUCUUUGCAAAGACAGUUUAGCCAUGGUCACAGCCCAAAAUUUGAGGAUGGAGGUUAUGCUGCUGCAACCCGUGUCACACAUUUUCUUCCUACUUCUCGGAGGAUUGUUCAGUUCUCCAAUGGCAAGGGGCCAGGGCCUGAUCAACGGAUAAUAUAUAUAGAUGGUGCUUUCGAUCUUUUCCAUGCUGGCCAUGUGGAGAUUCUCAGGGUUGCUCGAGAGCUUGGUGACUUCCUACUCGUUGGAAUACAUAAUGACCAGACAAUCAGUGCUAAAAGAGGAGCACAUCGACCCAUCAUGAAUCUUCAUGAAAGAAGCCUAAGUGUUCUGGCUUGUCGUUACGUAGAUGAGGUGAUAAUUGGUGCUCCUUGGGAAGUGUCAAAAGACAUGAUCACAACUUUUAACAUUUCUCUGGUCGUCCAUGGAACAGUGGCGGAAAGUAGUGAUUUUUUGAAGGAGAAAGAUAACCCGUAUGCUGUACCAAUCAGUAUGGGCAUAUUCACAAUUCUAGAAAGCCCUUUGGAUCUCACAACAUCCACAAUAAUAAAGAGGAUUGUUGCAAACCAUGAAGCUUACCAAAAACGUAACAUGAAAAAAGAAGCUAGCGAGAAAAGGUACUAUGAGGAGAAGACUUAUGUUACUGGGGAUUGAUGUAUGGGCAUUGGGUGGUGACUAGGAUCGCAAUAUUUAGGCUCUCAAACACCUUAUACACUCUUAGAGGAGUUUUUUGGUGGCAUGCUGCUGCCAUCUUUUGGUUUGCAAUGAAGCAGUGGCUGGUCUUAGGUUUUCCGUCUGUGUUGUUUUAAGCAUAUCGUGGAUUUUCUUUCCCAAGGAUCCCUGUAUGAUGAGAGAAGAUGAUUUAGAGAGAGCAGGAAUUUCCAGCCACGUGUUGGCGACUUCAGUUGCUUUCUAGACAAAUUUGUGUUCUCCAGUUUUAAUUAAUCUAAUUUCUCA